GUUUCUUUUUUCAUCGUUUCUGGCAAACAAAAACAGCUGACCUGGCUGCUUUGUAAAAAUACAGCGUGAUUAAAAUGCCUUUUAUUUUUUCAAUUGCUUGUUUUGAAGCAAAACGAUUGCAGAAAUUACGUGAUCUAAGAAGAUCUAGACAUCUUAGAUGCAACACUUGUGUAUUUAUCAUGUCUGACGAACUAUUUGUGAAGUCAUUUCGGAUCGACAAAAAAAAUUUAAAAAUGAUUUUGGAGAAAGUUCAACCCCAUUUAGGUGUUACCAGGAAGUUAUCUCCCUCUACGCAAUUGGCUUCAGUAAUGCGAUAUCUCGCCACUGGCUGCUACCAGUGGGCAGUUGCCAAAGACCACCAUAUAAACAUUGGACGCAGUACAUUUGGAAAGAUUCUUCACAAACUUAUUCCGUUGAUGGACAGGCUGUUAUGUGUUGAGUUCAUUUCGUUGCAGAUGAAUAAUCAUCAAUUGCAACAAUCAUAUGAAUAUUUCUAUCGAAACUUUAAAUUGCCUCGAAUUGGUGCCUGUGUGGAUGGAACUCACAUCAGAAUACUAAAGCCUGUACAAAACCACUCCGUGUUCUAUAAUAGGAAAGGAUUUUAUAGCAUGAAUGCCAUGGUGGUGUGUAACUACAACAUGGAGAUAAUUGCUAUUGAUGCCACGCACCCUGGUUCCUGCCAUGACUCCUUCAUUUGGAAUCACUCCCCUGCUAGGGAAUAUUUAUCCACGACCAUUAAUGGGUUUGUUUUGGCUGAUUCGGGCUACGCUCUAGAGAGUUUUGUUCUGACUCCUUAUAGGAGCGCGGAGAUAGCCACCUAUCAGCACAGAUUCAACAUAAAGCAUACUGGAGCACGAAAUAUUAUAGAACGCACCAUUGGAGUCCUUAAAAGCCGUUUCCGUUGCUUGCAACGCACUUUAAAUUACCCACCAAUAUUUUGUUGCCAAAUUAUAAAUGUAUGCUGUGCCCUGCACAAUAUUUGUAGAAGACGUAAUGUCUUAAUCGAGGAGGAUGUUCGAUUUGACGACCCUUUAGACACUGAAAAUGAAUUCGACGACACUGAAAAUAAUGGAUCAUCUAUACGCGAUGAAAUAGCUCAGGCCAUUCCUUAUUAAAAUGCAAAAUUUUUCAUGUUUUCUUCUUUAUGUCAUUCGAUAUUCUUUAUAACUAAUAAAGCUAAGUUUCACAAAAAAACUAA
Molecule: messenger RNA, 1198 nt
Organism: Drosophila miranda
Lineage: Eukaryota; Metazoa; Arthropoda; Insecta; Diptera; Drosophilidae
Product: putative nuclease HARBI1
Exons: 2
Coding region: 75-1115 (346 amino acids)
Source: RefSeq, a predicted model, not a curated record